CUCGAUCGUUUUAUAAAAUUAUCAUUGUAUGUAGUGCUGUUACUAUUGUGAUAUGCCGUGUUUAAAUUUAAUGAAACCUUUUAGAUUGUUAAAAGAAAAUGAAAUUCCCCCUCCCCCGCUGCAAGCUAAAAUAAAUAAAGAAACUGAAGUUAAGACAUCUGGCAACAGGCUCCGUAUCUUUUUUAAAUUUGGAUUAUUUGUUUUGAUGUAGGGAGUGUUGCUGCUAUGUAUUUGUGAUAUUAUGUGCUAUUUUACUUUAUUUACUUUAAAAGGAGAUGAUUCAGUUAGUAGUUUCCAGAAUUAAAAUGGCAGAUAUUUUGAAAGACGUUGUAACGGGCGAAAUAUGUUUGAACGAUUUUAUAGAGUGGUUAAAAUACGACAAGUCGGAUAUUGAAAAACUUAGGUUAGUCGGAAAUUCUGAAUUUAUUCCUUUCUUUUUAAAUUACGUCAAAGAUAAAUGUUCCCAGGUGCUAAAGAGCGGAAAAGAUGAUUCAGUAGCUAUUCAAAAAAUUGUUAAUAGCCGUUUUCCUGAUACUACAUCGAAAGUAAACAAGGACCAUGCAAAAGAAAAUGUGAAUUAUCAAUACCCAAAAUUUAGGGAAUUAGGUGUAGGUGCUAGAAAUAAUGAACAGAUUUAUAACACUGAUGGGAUCAAAACCAAACCAACGGUUGUUUAUCAAAAUGGAUAUUCUCAACCGAAAUCAAUGGCUGUACACCAAAAUGGAUAUUCCCAAGCAAAAUCAACGAUUAUUCAUAAAAAUGAAUAUUCUCAAGCAAAACCAACAACUAUUCAUCAAAAUGGAUAUUCCCGCGUGAAAUCAGUGACCAGUUGCCAUGAUACAUUUAAACAGUCUAGGAACUUUCACAAAAUACCACAGAACAUGAAUUUAGGUUGUGCUCCAUAUUUGCAUAAGCAGAAAGAUUUUAUAAGUUCUUUUCAUAAAACAAAAACUAAUCCACAGAUCCCUGACAUUAACAGUGUUGAAGCUUUUCCACCAGUAAGUGGAAACAUUGAUCAUACCAGAGCACGGCGGAGAAUAACACCAACACCGAUUCAGGCUUCUGAUAAUAGUUCCUUAAGAUUUGGGCAUUCUUGCUUCUCAGCUCCAAUGGAGAAGGUUCAGAGUGAUGUGUUUAAAAUGAUGCCACAACAAGAACAAUCAUAUUCAACCUUACAAGAAGAGAGAGACAUGCUGAAAUACACAAGAAGUGUAAUGUCAAAACCUCCUAGUGUAUCUUCUAACACUGCUAUUAAAAAAAGUGUAAUGCAGCCUGUAAACGUUGAGUAUAUAGUUCCAAAUCCUGAGAACAUAUAUUUUCAGGAGCAAAUAUUAAUUAUUGCAGAAAUAUAUGGGUUUUUAAUGAGUAAUGCAUUAGUAUCGAAUAUAACAUCAGAGUUAUAUUUUUUGUUUGAACUAGUCACUGCUAGAGUCAGCAUUGAAGGUAAGCCUUCUGAAGAUGAUAUUCUUUCUUCAGUCCAUAACUGUGUUUACUUUGCUGUUUCCAUCUUGAGUAAACAUUGUUAUUUACUACAAGUUUUAGAUAAUGCAACAUUAUCCUCUUUGUCCGAAAUUCCAUAUUUAUUUACAUUUUCUCCACAGCUUGUUAACUUUCUGCAGGUGUAUUUAGAUGUUGGUGAAUUCAGUCAUAGUUUGGCAAAACAAGAAACAGUAGCCUCAUUGAAUUCGAUAAACAGUGUAGCCUUUCAGGCAGAAGAAGACAGCCGAUCGAAUUUUAUAAAUGAUAAUACUUUUGUCAGUUUUAGAAAGCAGAGAGAUUUAUUUUAUGAAUUACUGCAGGAAUGGCAGCAGAAGUCGAUGGAAUAUGUCGAUUCUAAAUUCUAUGAAAAAUUUUCACGGAAGGCGAAGCUUCUUGUGAAUCUUGGACCAAAUACUGUAAAUUUGUACCACUUAGCUAAAUUAUUCCAUUCACAACUGAUUGCUAGUUGUUUAUAUCUUGAAGUCAGUGAGGUUAAAGAUGAAUUACUACGUGAUAUUCAGAGGAAUUUUCCUGGCAAAUUUGAAAAAUUGCAAGAAAGGUUUUUAAUGCCAUUUUGCAGUGGUGGACUCAAUCCAUCCCCUACAUUUUAUGGAAUUCAGUCAUUUUUUUAUGAAUUACUAAAUGCUGCUGGUUCUGCGUGCCUGAACCAACAUUUAACAAAUAUUCUUGUAAGUAAUCUAUUAGAUUUAAAUAAUGUAGAUAUUUCUUUAGAUGCUGAUGUGACUUCCUUACUGGCUAUAAAAGAGAAAUAUAGACUUUUAAUGCACACGAUGCGUUUGCUUGGUAAAUUUCUCGGGUAUUUACAUUUCUCACCUUACAAAGUGACUGAUACUUUACCUAGUAAUGUUGUGUAUAGUCAGCUUGCUACUCGUAAAUAUCAUAAGCCUCCUUUGGAUGUAGCAGAAUUACUUAUAGAAUCUGUUAAAAAUAAUAAGAUUAUUUUGACCGUUCCUUGGGUUAUUGAAUUUUUGAGUAUGAUGGAUCCUAUAGCGUUAAAUAUUGAACACUAUAUAAAAACUUUACAAAUUUUAACAGAUAUCUAUCGAUGGGAAGAUUUUAAAGCUAUACCUACAGAGAGCAUUUUAUUUGUUAGGCUCAUUAUUGGAUGGCUGUUCGAUGUUUUGGAGUAUCCUAAAAAGUAUGAAUUGUUAAUUAAACCGGAAUCUUUUGAAUACCAUAAGAAUUUACAAAGUUGUGGUAUAGAUUUCUUGGCAGUUGUUGACAAACAACUUAUACGUUCCUGUUGUCCAUAUUUGAUUGAAUUUAGAGUUCUAAUCUAUAACUUUUUGAAUGGUAUCAAAAACAGAAACGGAGAAAUACGUAAAAUCACACCCUUAUCAACCAAAAUCGAGAAAACAAGUUCAGCUUCAGUCAUUAAGAAACAACUUAAUAUUCAGCUUGAAGAUAACUUCUUUUCCUAUCAUCCGCCUUCUGUUAAAAAGACUACGGAAUUUGUUGCAGACAGAAUGGCAUCAAAGACUAUAGGCAAAAUACGUUCUGAAGUUACAGAAUUGAAACUGACUGUUGUGAAAAAUAUUAUGAGUGAUAAACAAUUUUCAUCUAUGUAUGCUUCUAAUGCUUUAAACAAAAUUCAGAUUGAUGCAGUAAUUGAUGAUAACGUGCUGCAUGUUUAUAACGACUUUCAGACUAAGUUACAAGAUUUUCUAAAAGCCAUUCACAAAAAUAUUGAAAAUACUCUGCCGCUGUUGUUAUCUGAUGAUACGAAGCCAGUUGUGUUGGAUAUGUGCAGCAAAGUUGCAUAUCGACUUGCAGCUGACAAAACUGCAGAUUGGAUUGAUUCCAACUUAUUGCUCGACCCAAUAAAGUCUGAUAUUAAGAACAAAUUAUUUCAUUUAAAGAGAGGUGAAGUUGAAAGCAAAGCAGAUAAAAGUAUUGAUCUAAGUUACUGGAUUCAGUUUCUAAGAAAGACAAUUUUAGAUGUGCAUUCUAAAUCAGAAAGCUUGACUGUUGAUGUACUUACAUCUGUAACUUUGAAAAUUGCAACUCUUAUUACAGAUGAGAAGGUGAAUACUAUUCUAAAAAAGAUUCUUUUAUUGACAGUUGAUUUGUAUAUAGCUGUAGUUGUACAUGCUCCUGUACUCUGUUGCAGUAACAUUUUGCAAAAUUUUGUUUCAUUGUGGUUAAAAUUGCCUGAAAAUGUUUUAUGUGAAAAACUAUUUUUAUGUCCUAAAAAUAUAAAAUUUCUGUUAACUAGUAAAUCCUUGGAAAUCAGUUGGGCAGCAUACUUGCAAAUCUUUGAUGAUUUGCUCAAAAGAAACAUAUUUAAUGUUCAGCAGCUUCAGUUAUGUUUAAAAUGUGUAAAUGAAUUACAGUGGGAAGACAAACGUAUGGAGAAAGUUUUAAGUGAGUUUAGUGACACUUUAACAAAAUAUUCACUAAGUUAAGCUUUUGGUCAGGACGCUGCCUGAUAAGCUCUAAUUAGUUAUUAUUUUAUGAACAGAAUUAAAAUGUAAAUUAAUAAAUUAUGUACAUAUGUAAUAAUGAUAAAAGCUUAAAAUGACAAAGUAUAUAAAUAAAUAUAUGCAAACAUUGAGACUGUUUGAUGACAAUUUAUCAGAUUUGUGAGUCAUAAUAAUUAAAACUGAAACAUUGUAUAAAUGUUUUAUAAAAUUUUAUGUUUAUUUGUAUAAAUAUUUUGCAUUUUCAAAAUAUAAUAAGUAUUUUAUUUUAAUGGAAUUUUCAAAUUUAAUUCAGUGAAUAUAAUUUCUUAUUAUAUGUGUGUUAUUUAAAGAGAAUGAGGGGGAAAGACUAUGUCUCCCUUAUUAAUAAUUGUACAUCUUGGAAAUCAAGAGGAGAAAAUUACACAGUGUACAUUAAUUAUAUCUGAAGACAGAAGUCAAAAAAUUUUUUUAAAAAAAGGUGAUAUGAAGAGGUAUACUAAUAUUAUUGUAUUUUUAUAUUUGAAAGACUAACUUACAAUUAUGAUUUGCUGUACUUUUUACUCAUCCAUUUUAUUUUCCUAUGCAUCCAUAUCUGUGCUGUUAUAUAUUGAAGGUUCCUAAAUAUAUGCAAAUAAUUAUAAUAUAUGCAGUCCUGGUAAUUGAAUGCAGGGACAGAGAUAUGCUAGAUAAUAGGGCUAAAAUUUCCAUAAAGAAGUGUUUACAAAUAAAAUUUAUGAAAAUGAGCAUCUUUAAACAUUUUUCUUUUAAAAUCAAGUUGAAAACAUUGUAAUUUCAAAUUCUUUUUUAAAAAUGUAUAAAUUUUCAGAAUACUUUAAUCCAUUGCAGAUGUGAUAUACUGUCACCAUAGUUAUACAUAAGUGAAACUCUGUUGUCCACAGAGGAGUUAAAUAUAGACAUGUUGAGUUAUCAAAUAACAAGUAAUGUGAAAGAAAAUAUGCUGGUUAUUCUUGUUCUUAACUCGAGCUCUUAUAACUUGUUCACUCAAGUGUUGGAGAAAUUGAGCCAUUUGCCUAAUCAUGUUAUUCAGAAGUAGACCCCCUUUUAUUUUAAUCAUUAUGUAAAAUGAGAAGUUUUUUUUUUUUUUUUUGGUUGUGUAUAACAUAAAAUAUUUAACAUUUUAUAAGUUCUUCCUAAUCCUGUAGUAUCACUGCCUAGCACCUUACAGGCUUAUAAAUGUUCCAGCAUCAUGUUGCUCUGAUACAAUAAUGAUGCCAUUAAAACAAGGUAUAAACUACAUGAAUUUCUCGAAGUAAUACAAAUAGAAUAUACCUGUUCACAAUUUCUUAACAUUUGCUAUACAGUCAAAAGUCGUUAAUUCGGACUCUUCGGGACUUCGGUGAUUCUGGAUUAUAGAUCAUCAGUUUAAAUCGCGUAAGAUGGCAUGCAGAAAUUCUAAAAUUAAAAAUAUGAA
Stegodyphus dumicola is the source of this 5334-nucleotide messenger RNA. It is a transcript of the gene dlt, whose product is annotated as codanin-1 like protein dlt. The record is from RefSeq and is a predicted model, not a curated record. Gene Ontology annotation, cellular component: nucleus. NCBI's taxonomy places the organism in Eukaryota, Metazoa, Arthropoda, Arachnida, Araneae, Eresidae. Gene Ontology annotation, biological process: chromatin organization.